Molecule: messenger RNA, 3597 nt
Organism: Beta vulgaris subsp. vulgaris (sugar beet)
Lineage: Eukaryota; Viridiplantae; Streptophyta; Magnoliopsida; Caryophyllales; Amaranthaceae
Exons: 9
Coding region: 1344-2978 (544 amino acids)
Biological process (GO): proteolysis
Molecular function (GO): cysteine-type peptidase activity
Source: RefSeq, a predicted model, not a curated record
UAUAACCUACUUUGACCGAAGAGACUCCAAGUGUACGUGUACCACCAAAGUGUUUCCACUAAUUUUCGAUUCUGGAUUAAAGAUAGUGAGCUCAAUCAAUUUAGUAGCUUUUUAUCCAUGAUGGGGACCCAUAGGAAGAAAAUUUUGAUUUUCCACUGCAAUCAAAGCAACUGUCUGCUGAGAUUACCACAAUUGCAAGUGCUCUUUACAACCAUCAUUAAUGUCUGCUGAAAAUUUUAUGUUCAGCCAUGGUUUUCCUCUCUGUUAAUCUGGUGUUGUUUGAUUUUGUAAUAAAACACUUGUUUUAAGUAUAGUUAUUAUGAAUCUGUUUUGUGUAGCUGAAAUGGAGAAUGUAGGGAAGAAAAAUAAAAAGCUUCCUGUUAAGAAAUUGAAGAAAACAGUUCAAGUUCAACCAAAUGAAGUUUUGAUAGAUGAUGAGCUUGAUGAUGAUGAGGAAGCUAGUGACAAGAAUUAUGAGCCCGAACAACAUGAUAUGCGUAUGGUUAUUUCCGGGGGUCAAUUGAAGAAGAACAAAGCAAUUAUUAAGAAGAUGGAUGCUCCAGUUAGCAACGAGAAUGAAUCUGUUGCUGCAAGGAUCAUGAAAGUACGUUGCAGACCUCAUUCGUUGGAGUUACUCAUAAAGGACCUUACUCCAAAGCAGAUUGAUGCUGUAAAAGAGGUUGGAUUUGGUGGGAUUUUAGGUUUGAAGUUAACUGAGACAUGUAAGAUAAUGAUGCCAUGGUUAGUUGAAAGGUUUAAUGGUGCUAGUUUAAUGUUUAACAUUGGUGUUAAUAAAGAGUUUGUUGUUACUCGAUAUGAUGUGUAUGAUGUGUUUUGCUUGCCAAUGAAUGUGGGAAAUGAUGUGCCUGAGAUAGCUAUUGUUCGUGUGGGUGAAAACAUUGAUUCUCAAUUGAAAGAUGUAUGGAAGCAACAAUUUAAUGUUCAUGGUUAUGAUGGUAUUCCUCUUAAAAAGAUAGAGGCUAGGAUUCGAGAGUUAAUAGAUGGAGGUGAUGAAUUUAAAAAACUCUUUGUGAUGCAUGCCCUUUGUAGCUUUCUUACUCCCACCGCCAAUAGGACGGUUGAUUUGAAAUUAGCAAAAGCCUUGCAUGUCGUGAGUGAAAUUAGAAAUUAUGAUUGGUGCUCAUAUGUUUUGGGUCAACUUGGUAAACAUGUAUCUCAUUUUAAGGAUCAUGAGAAGCAAGAAAGUUUGUGUGGUUGCAUGUUGUUGUUAGAGAUUAUAUAUUUUCAUAGGUUAAAAUUCCAAGGGAAGAAGGAGAAUCCAACUACCUCUAAUACAACAUUGGACGGAUGAGAGGGUUAGGAAAAGAGUGAAAUUAGAGAAAAUGGCUAAUGAUUUUGGACAAGGGCUUUUGGAUGAAUCAACAUAUCCAGUGAGUGAGCGUUAUGAGCAUGUUCAUGGGGUUCUACCACAACCUAUUCUUCUUGAGGAGGAAGGAGAUAAAAUGAUUCAUCACCAUGUCAAAGCUACUUCUAGUACUGGAGGAAGGUUUAUUGAAGUUCAACUUCCGGAAGGGGCAAUGACUGAUGGAGAGAUUGUAUCUAGUGCAAGAAAUGCCAUCCAUGAGGCUUAUUUGUUUUUGAAGAGGGAUAUGGAGGUCAUUUCACAUGUGUACACGAAGCGAUUUCAGACUUUCCAGGAGCUUGCAACAGACCUUUGUUUUGGAGAUGCUUCUUUGUCAUCUGAUUCCCCUGAGAUAUCUCAAACACAAGAGUUUUUUUCAGAUCCAGAGGUGUUAAACAUGAUUGAUGGUAUUGUUGAAAAGUUUACAAAGAUGAGGUCAGCCACUGAACUUUUUCGUGCUUUUGGUGGACCAAGUGGAGGUGCUAAAAGAGUUGUAGACGAUGUUGGGCAUGAUAAUGAGGAAGGUUCGUAUGCCACUAGGAGUUGCAAAGCCUUUUGCUCUUUGGAUUGUGGAGAAUUAGGUGGUAGUAUCACUUAUGUUAGUUGCUUCAUGAAGUCUAAUGCUCGUUUGAUGACAAGCAUGUCUCGAUUGGCCUUGGAAGUUGUUGAUUACUCCAUGGUGGAUGAUUCUUCCAUGGAUUCUGGGGAGAGUCUUGUGACUUUUGGCUUGGUUCACAUCAUACCAAGAGAAGAUAUGCUAUCGUUGGAUUCUUGCAAACAAAUAUUUUCAAGCAUUGUUGAGUGUUACUCAUUAUUUCUAAACGAGUUAAAUAGGUUGGAAGGUGGAGGUGUUCGAAAAUUUUUCUUCGGUGUCCGGCAUAGCCUUUGUUUAUUAAAAUUGUUUGAUUAUCGAGAUUCGGAUAACAGCUCGUAUGCCAAUGACUUGCAAAAUUGUUGGGAAGAAUGGGUUACUUCACUCAAUAGCGGCUGUGAUAUUUUUGUUGCAAAUUUGAUAUAUGUUCCCGUUCUUUAUGAGGACCAUUAUAUUUUAUUUGUUAUCGAUCAUCUGAAGCAAAAAGUCCAGUAUCUUGACAAUAGAAUUUGGGGUGAAGAAAAAAUUGCAACUUUUCGAGAUCUUUCAUUUCAUGUGUGUGAUCAAAUGGGUGAUUUUCUUGCAAAAAGAAAUCAUCCAAAUGCAGAGUUAGUUCCACACUAUAAAUUUGAAGUUCAAGAAUUUGAUUGGAAAUCAAGUAAGAGUAAUAAUGAUUGUGGUGUUUUUCUGAUUCAUCACAUGCAAUUCUACGAGGGGACUAAGUUUGAUAAUGUGCAUUUGAUGAAGGCUUUGGGGAGGCGAUUUCUUCGAGCACAGAUUUGUGCCACUCUUGUGUUGUCGGAUAUGAAUGAAUCAAGGAAUGAUACAUUGUCUAAGUUGGAUGAUUUUAACAAAAAUAGAGACGUGUUGGCUGCUGAGGUAAGAUCUAGAAAGAAGGCUAUUGUUGUUGCUCAGAAGGAGAGGAUGAAUCAAGAGAAGGAAAAAGCACAGAAGAUGGUUGGUUUGGAGAAGGGAAGUGGGACAAAAGUAAAAAGGAUUAUCAAGAAAAGGAGAUUGAGUUAGAUUGCUUAUGAUUAUGAGUAAACUUUUUUGUAAUUAGGAGUAAAGUGGGUAGUUUUUUGUUCAUAUUUUGUUGAAAAGUAAUCUUUAGAACUUGAACUUUUGGACUAUGGACAAUGUUGUAGGAUUUUAAUCUCUAGUUUUCACUUCUGAUAGAAGUUUUAUGUAUAUAGUCUCUAACUCUCUGCAAGGUUUGUUACUAGUGGCUUGACUGGUGGCUAAUUGGAGAAAAUAUUGUUUGGUGUUAAUUGCACUUUCCCUAUGUGUAUCUAGAUAAUUGCUUUUUUUCUUGGUUUGACCUCCCACUUCGGUGAUCUUGCCAAUUGGAUAAUUGCUUUUUUUCUUCUUUUCAUGGGUAAGAGAUGGACUUUCGAUAUUGAAACAAGUUAAUGAUCAAGUUUGUAUUGAAUGUCUCCCAAGAAUUAUUUUUUAUUUGAUAAAGAUGAAAGGAGAUAGUCAAUGUAACGUGUGUUAUUAUUUACUUGUUAUGUACAUAUAAAAUCGUUAGUUGCUCAAAUUAUCUUAUUAGUUACCCUUAUCAAUGUAUAAGUUAUCCAUAUAAUACUUUACUUCUUGUAUUUUAAUUACUUGUAAUGUAUAUAUAAAAUUGUUAGUUGCUCAA